AACAAUUAUUAUAUAAAAUGAAACUCUGUGGGUAGCGCUACCGCCACCGGUUGCUCCACUAGGGAGAGAGUUUUAUUCUUCUCCUCCUUAACUAUUCUUUAUUUUUUGUUUUUGAAUUCGAAAAAACCAGUAAUACUAAUAAUUAUGAAGAUUAUUGGAAAACAAAAAAUGGUUCCGCUGUUUCUGGCGUUGGCUAUGGCUUGCGCGAUCUUGCUCUCCGGCAGUGUACACUCGUACAACCGCCCACCGCCACGAGAAGAUAUUAGGGUUGAUUACACCAAAGACGAUGAUGAGCCUGAUUCUUCUCCACAACAGGUACAUAUAUCUUUGGUUGGAGAAGACCAAAUGAGAAUAUCAUGGAUAACACAGGGGUCAGGUCCAGCAACAGUAGAAUAUGGUGUAUCUCCUGGGGUUUAUGGAUAUACCAAGAGUGGAUCUACUUCUUCGUACCGCUACGCAACGUACGAGUCAGGUUCCAUUCAUGAUGUGGUGAUUGGUCCCUUAAGCCCAAACACUGUAUAUUACUAUCGAUGUGGCGAUGCCUCUUCUCCUGAAUUCACUCUCAAAACCCCACCAGCUGCCUUCCCCAUCAAAUUUGUACUUGCAGGUGAUCUUGGGCAAACCGGUUGGACAACUUCAACUCUGGAUCACAUAGCAAAAUCAAACUACGACAUUUUGGUACUUCCGGGAGACCUCUCCUACGCCGACAUCAUUCAGCCCAGGUGGGACUCCUUCGGCCGCCUGGUGGAGCCACUCGCGCGCCAGCGCCCAUGGAUGGUCACCCAAGGAAAUCACGAGAUCGAGAAGAUCCCCGUCGUCCACAACACCCCCUUCACUGCCUACAACGCCCGCUGGCCCAUGCCCUUCCAGGAGAGCGCCUCCGACUCCAACCUCUACUAUUCCUUCGACGCGGCGGCGCGUGGUGUCCACGUCAUCAUGCUUGGGUCGUACACCGAUUUUGGCAAGGACUCCGCCCAGUACAAGUGGCUGGAGGGAGACUUGAGGAAGGUGGAUAGGAAACAGACUCCGUGGUUGGUGGUUGUUCUCCACGCGCCUUGGUAUAACUCGAAUACUGCUCACCAGGGCGAACCCGAGUCAAACGACAUGAAAGCUGCCAUGGAGGAACUUCUCUAUAGUGCACGCGUUGAUGUCGUUUUUGCUGGUCACGUGCAUGCCUACGAACGUUUUACCCGUGUAUAUAAUGACAAAGCCGAUAAGUGUGGUCCAAUAUAUAUCACAAUUGGAGAUGGUGGCAACCGGGAAGGCCUUGCUACGAAGUACAUAGAUCCAAAACCGGAAAUUUCAAUCUUCAGAGAGGCUAGUUUUGGACAUGGACAACUGGAGUUUUUGAAUGGGAGCCAUGCACACUGGACGUGGCACCGGAAUCAAGAUGACGUGGCAGUUGAGAGUGACUCAUUUUUGUUUACGAGUCUUUCAUUUGAUCCUACUUGUAAAUUGUAAUAAUCAAAACUAGUUUGGUGAAACUGAACUUUAAAUAGUUUUAUAUAAUAAUAAUUUGCUGAUGAAGUUUGGUUAGAUAUAGUAGCUGUAUUGUUCUCGGACUAGUACUUGAAUUGGACCACAUUCAAAAACUGAAGUUGUUUAAUAAAACAAAUUCAAUUUACAUUUCUU
Humulus lupulus (European hop) is the source of this 1632-nucleotide messenger RNA. RefSeq names its product probable purple acid phosphatase 20. The transcript is spliced from 5 exons. Lineage: Eukaryota; Viridiplantae; Streptophyta; Magnoliopsida; Rosales; Cannabaceae. Bases 145 to 1461 code for a protein of 438 amino acids. The record is from RefSeq and is a predicted model, not a curated record. Gene Ontology annotation, molecular function: acid phosphatase activity; metal ion binding.